Megalobrama amblycephala (Wuchang bream) is the source of this 2336-nucleotide messenger RNA. Its product is annotated as anoctamin-1-like. Gene Ontology annotation, biological process: chloride transmembrane transport. Bases 33 to 1991 code for a protein of 652 amino acids. Gene Ontology annotation, cellular component: plasma membrane. Gene Ontology annotation, molecular function: chloride channel activity. The record is from RefSeq and is a predicted model, not a curated record. NCBI's taxonomy places the organism in Eukaryota, Metazoa, Chordata, Actinopteri, Cypriniformes, Xenocyprididae. The transcript is spliced from 17 exons.
GCACUCACUGUAUUUCAAACAUGCAUGCAUGAAUGGUGCAGCAUCAUUAUUUUAGAACGUAUGUAAUUUCAGUUCUGUCUUUGCAGAUCUUGUAUGAAGAGUGGGCGAGUUACAGCAUAUUCUACAAGUACCAGCCCAUCGGACUGAUCAGGAAGUAUUUUGGUGAGAAAGUGGGCCUGUACUUUGCUUGGCUGGGUGUGUAUACUCAGAUGCUAAUCCCAGCAGCGGUUGUGGGCGUUAUCGUGUUCCUGUACGGCUGUGCCACUGUGGACGACAAUAUCCCCAGCAUGGAGAUCUGCGACGAGAGAAACAACAUCACCAUGUGCCCAAUGUGUGACCGAGCCUGCAGCUACUGGAAACUGGUCACGGCUUGCGGCACGGCCAGGGCCAGCCACCUGUUCGACAAUGCGGCCACCGUCUUCUUCGCCAUCUUUAUGGCACUAUGGGCCACCAUGUUUAUGGAGCACUGGAAGAGAAGGCAAAUGAGGCUAAAUUACAUCUGGGACAUGACCGGCUUUGAAGACGCAGAGGGGAAACAAAAGAGUCAUCCUAGAGCAGAGUAUGAGUUCCGCGUCAUGAAGAAGUCCUUGAAGAAAGAGCAAUCUCCAAAGUCAGGAAAUGUGAAGCUGACAUGCACAGACAGAAUGCCAGCUUACAUGACCAUUAUCGUCAUGAUGAUUUUUUUGAUCUUUGUGACCUUGGCCAUCGUGUUUGGUGUGGUGCUAUACAGGGUCUCCAUCAUGACUGCCCUGCACAUGAGUUCCACUCCCACCUUCCGCUCUAAUAUACGGGCCACCGUUAAAACCACUGGGGCUGUCAUCAACCUUAUUAUCAUCAUCAUCAUGGAUGAGGUCUAUGGAGCAAUUGCACGUUGGCUCACUAUUAUGGAGGUGCCAAAAACUGACAAAAGUUUUGAGGAGAGGCUGAUCUUCAAGACAUUCAUACUGAAGUUUGCAAAUGCAUUUACUCCUAUUGUGUACCUGGCAUUCUUCAGAGGCAGACUCAUUGGACGCCCAGGCAAAUAUAUCUACGUUAUGGGGUCUUACCGGAUGGAAGAGUGCGCCCAUGCUGGCUGUCUGAUGGAAUUGUGCAUUCAGCUCUGCAUCACCAUGCUCGGCAAACAGCUCAUCCAGAAUAACCUGUUUGAGAUUGGCAUUCCGAAACUGAAGAAACUGCUCCGACAACGCAAGAUAGACAAAAAGCAUCAGGAAGAGCUGAACAAAACGCUUCAUCGUCACGAGAAGGACCACUUCCUUGGGCCCUUUGUCGGACUCAACCCAGAGUACAUGGAAAUGAUCAUUCAGUUUGGGAUGGUGACCUUGUUUGUGGCCUCCUUUCCGCUGGCUCCCCUCUUUGCUCUACUGAACAACGUCAUCGAGAUCCGACUUGAUGCCAAAAAGUUUGUCACGGAACUGAGAAGACCGAUUGCUGUAAGAGCAAAAGACAUUGGAAUCUGGUACACUCUUCUCAGAGGACUCAGUAAAGUGGCUGUCAUUGUUAAUGCGUUUGUGAUCUCAUUCACCUCUGACUUCAUCCCACGCCUGGUCUAUCAGUACAUGUACAGUCCAGACGGGACUCUUCAUGGCUUUGUCAAUCACACCCUCUCAUACUUCAAUGUUAGUCAGUUCCAGCCUGGCACUGAACCCUUGGAGCCUCUGCACCUGGGAUACCGCGUGGACGUCUGCAGAUAUAAAGAUUACAGGGACCCUCCAUGGUCUGACACGCCAUACGAGUUCUCCAGAGAAUUCUGGGCCAUUCUGGCGGCCCGAUUCGCUUUCGUCAUCGUCUUUCAGAAUGUGGUAAUGCUGAUGAGCGACUUUGUGGAUUGGCUAAUCCCAGACAUUCCCAAGGACAUUAGCGUUCAGAUACACAAGGAGAGGAACCUGAUCGUUGAGUUGUUCAUGAAGGAGGAGCAGGGCAAGAAGUACAGGAACACCAUGAGCGACCCGAGCCCGCAGCCGCUCCGCUCGCGCCCCAGCUCUCAAGCUUAGAGCGGCGCUGCUCCAUUAUAACUCUGUGACCGGGUGAAGCAGAAUGGAAAGCCUGUCGAGGACCACUGCUGCAAGGAUCAGCGUCGCUACAAAGAAUGUCACAUGACUGCCACCUCAUUUGCAUACCAUUUUCCUUUUGUUUGUUAAUGAUCUUUUUCUAUCAGCUUCAUCUAACGUCUGCAGGUAGGUUUUUUUGGAAAGAGGGUUUGUAUCGUUUUAUCUGUUGACUGAUGAAUAUUGUAUGUAGUUUUGUGACACAUUGCUGCUUCAGAUAAUGAUCAUUUUUAUUUGAAAAUAUGAUGCUUUUAUAGGACUUUUAACAUGAAAAUGUAACAUGUUUAUGUU